Molecule: messenger RNA, 746 nt
Organism: Vombatus ursinus (common wombat)
Lineage: Eukaryota; Metazoa; Chordata; Mammalia; Diprotodontia; Vombatidae
Gene: AK1
Product: adenylate kinase 1
Exons: 7
Coding region: 168-746 (192 amino acids)
Biological process (GO): nucleoside triphosphate biosynthetic process
Cellular component (GO): cytosol; cytoplasm
Molecular function (GO): AMP kinase activity; ATP binding
Source: RefSeq, a predicted model, not a curated record
CACCCUUCCCACAAACUGGGCAAUACUGGAGGGGCUGAGGCAGGGAGGGGAAUGAGCCCAAGCCCUGGCAUAAGAACCUAGUGGGGGUUGGGGAGAAGAGGGAUGGGCAGAGAAAAGGGCCGUGAGUUUAAGGGAAGUGCUGAGGAGCUGGGAAUCGAGAUCAGGACAUGGGGUGCUGCUUCUCUGAGGAAAGCACCAAAGUAGUUAACGCGGCAAAAGAGAAACUGAAGAAUAGCAAGAUCAUCUUUGUGGUGGGUGGACCAGGCUCAGGAAAGGGGACCCAAUGCGAGAAGAUUGUUGAGAAAUAUGGCUAUACACAUCUAUCCACUGGCGAUCUCCUGCGGGCAGAAGUCAGCUCUGGCUCUGAUAGGGGCAAGAAACUGUCAGAAAUCAUGGAGAAAGGACAACUGGUACCCUUGGAUACUGUGUUGGAUAUGCUCAGAGAUGCCAUGAUUGCCAAGGUUGAGACAUCCAAGGGCUUCUUGAUAGAUGGCUACCCUCGGGAAGUGAAGCAGGGAGAAGAAUUUGAAAAGAAGAUUGGCUCCCCUACACUGCUGCUUUAUAUAGAUAGAAGGGAAUUGAGGCCCCUUGCCCAAGGUCAUGCACAUAGCCAGUGGCAGAGUCAUCUAUCAGAAAGGGAAUGUGAUUGGUCAACACUGGUCCCACCUGUGGAUGCUGGCCCCGGCUGCCCUCGUCACCCCCUUGACCGGCGACACUGGCACGUGUGCCUCAACCCCAGGGCGUAA